CUCCUCUCAUCUUUUCUUAAACUUCAGGUAUUUAUCCAUACUUCCUUUGAGCCAGGGUUUUGAGUUUUUUUUUUCGAUCUUCUUCGUCUCGAACUUCAAGUUUUUGAUCUUCUUCGUCUCCUUUUCCGGUGGUUUACGAUGUUUGAGCAACGCUACAGAUACAUCCUAAUUUGAGUGUAUAUUUUACACCCAUUCUAUUCUAAGGUCAGUCUUAUCACAUCAAUUUUUUAAAAUUUUACUCAAAAUUAAUUUGAUUUUUAUCAACCGCAGGAUUGCGGAUGUAAGAUGUACACCCUUAUUUGGGAUGUACGAGAAGCAUUUUUCUUAUUCUAGAAUAAUUCAAUAGCAAUUAUGGUACAAUGAAGUGAGAACAGUAGUAAAAUAAAUAUAACCCUAUUAUUUCACUUAACAUUGAUUACUCAAAUUCAAAAUAUCUUGUACCCAUGAUUUUGAGUGGGUAUCUAUUUCAAUAUAUCAUUGGCCAACAUUUAUAGUACAUUUAUUUUUCCACUACAUAUUCAAUAAAAGCACCCUUCAUUCUCAAAAUAUUCACAUAAUAACAUUCCAAAUAGUUUGCAUAUCUUAGAUUCUUAGUAAAAUAAUUGCACCCCUUUUAUAUAGGUUUUAUACAAAUAUAUAUAUACCUCAAAUGUUAAAUUUUACAUAAAAACUCUUCAUACAAAAUGGCUACUAUUGUCCAAUAUUACCUUCUCACUCUUUUCCUCAUAAAUAUUUUCCUUUUCCACAUACCGUUGUCUAAAGCCGGCGUUGACUUCAUAGUCAACACAUGCAAGCACACCCAGAACUCCGGCUUCUGCGUAGCGGCCCUCGAGUCCGACCGCCGCAGCUUCAACGCCUCCACGGUCGCUGAGCUCACGGGAAUCGCCAUCGAAAUUGCCACCGCAGCAGCGGCCUCGACGCUCUCGCGGAUCAACGACCUCGCGGACCAAGACCCCGGCACGGCGGCGGAGGAGGCCCUGAAGCAGUGCGCGCAGCUGUACGGGAAUGCGAUCGACGACCUCGAAGAGGCGGGGAAGGACGUCCGGUCGGGGGACUACAGCGGCGCCGCCGAGCCCGUGGAUAGCGCCUGGGAGGUGCCGCGGAGCUGCGAGGAUGCCUUCGCCGACCGCUCGCUGAGUUCGCCGGUGGCGGCGGAGGAUAAGGAUGUGGAUGUCAAGUGUGGGCUUUGCUUUGAUCUUGUAGACCUGUUGAAUAGCUAACAAUGUGUCUCGUGCUAAAAUCAUGAUAAAUUCGAAUUGAUUUAUAAUUCAAAUUAUUUCAAAUCUACAACUAGGCAUCACAAAUACGGUAUACGAGACACGACACGAUUCGGACACAACGACUAGCUCCUGUGGGGUUUCAAAUCGCGAUCGA
Messenger RNA from Ananas comosus (pineapple), 1374 nucleotides. RefSeq names its product pectinesterase inhibitor-like. The transcript has a single exon. The record is from RefSeq and is a predicted model, not a curated record. Lineage: Eukaryota; Viridiplantae; Streptophyta; Magnoliopsida; Poales; Bromeliaceae. Bases 684 to 1220 code for a protein of 178 amino acids. Gene Ontology annotation, molecular function: enzyme inhibitor activity.